GUUUUCUGCAUUUAGAACAUCUUUCCGGUGGGGUGUAGAUCUGUGAAGAUGACCUCCUUGGCCACCAUGGACAGCGCUGGGUCGCUCCAGUACCAACCCACUCAGCUUCUCAUGAACUGGGGGGUCUACCUUACCCUCGCGGACGGCCAGGGAGGGGUACAAGGGGGACAGUCUCUCUACAGUGACCCGUGGUCCAGCCCUGUCUCCACGGUCAACUCCGUCAAUACCGUAACCUCUUUGUUAAAAAAUGGACAGAACAUAUACGGUCCGGACGGUUGGUCCCCGGUGUCGCUGAAUGGCCUUAACGCUAAUGCGUUCCAGGGCACGUUGUCCCAACAGGUAUCAAAUUCACCUUAUGGCAGCAUCAAUGAUCUGGUGGACCACUUCAGUGACCUGUCGCUGUCCCUGGACAGAAAGCCCAGCAAACGCCCUCCAAGCACCUACCUCUGUCAUCUGUGCUUCACCAAGGGCCAUUACAUUAAAGACUGUCCACAGGCUCGUCCCAAGGGGGAGGGGCUAACACCCUAUCAAGGAAAGAAGAGAUGUUUCGGGGAAUACAAGUGUCCCAAAUGUAAACGCAAGUGGAUGAGCGGAAAUAGCUGGGCCAACAUGGGACAGGAGUGUAUAAAGUGUCACAUUAAUGUCUACCCUCACAAACAGAGGCCCCUUGAAAAACCUGAUGGCUUGGACGUGUCGGAUCAGAGCAAGGUGCACCCACAACAUCUUUGUGAAAAGUGCAAGGUAUUGGGAUAUUACUGUAGGAGGAUGAACUAGGCCAAGGACAAACAACAAGGUCAAGGACAUCAUUAAAUUUUAUAGAGAGGAAGACAUGAAAUUUUUAUAGAGAGGAAGACAUGAAAUGUUUUCUUUCAAUUUCAUUGCUGAAAGCAAUACAGGGAUAUGAAAUCAAAGCUUUACUGAUGAACUGUCUCUCUAUAAAUUCUAUGUACAAAGUACAUGUUAAAACAGAGAUGACAUGACAUUUAUAUUGCAUGAUAACUUUGAUCCAGUAUGAACUGUUAUGAAAUUAACAAAAAUUAGUGCUGUUUUAAUUUGGGAGUACUGUGUGGUUCAUAACCUAUUUGAUGUACAGCAUGUGUAUGACAUGGAAAAUAUGUGUCAGUCAAGGUUAAAACAAAAAGAGAAACGUUCUUGUACCUUAAAAAGGGGUUUUAAUAUCAGCCUCCUUGUAACAUGAGGGGUUUAGAGUUUGGAUGUUACCAUGAGGGGUUUGGAUAUCACCCCUUCUUACCGUACCACGAAGGCCUUGUAACAUGAGGGGUUUGGAUAUCACCCCUUCUUACAGUACCACGAAGGCCAUCAGUGAAGUUGUGGAGAUGUGUUGAUUGUGAAUGAUUCUCAAAACAACAGACGAGGUCCUUGAGAAAUCUGACAUCGGUUUCUUAAAGUCUCUUUCGAUUUGACAUAAUGCCAAGAAAUCAACAGUUCAUGAAUACUGUAAAAGUAGAAAUUAUUGCUACGUGAAAAUACUCUUAUUUUUCGUUUUGAGUGAAUUGUCACAAAAAUAUUUAACAAGAAUAUUCACAUUAUAUAUAUUUAAUACAUUAAUAAGAUACAUAGAUUUUAGAACAAUUGCCAUGAAAAAAAGUCCACACCACGAUCAGUGUAAGAGUCACAACGUGAACAUUUCCACCCGGGAGAGUUUCCAAUUUGACAGUAUGGAGGAGAUGCUUCUUGGCACGAAAUAUUUGAAAGCUUAUUGGAAAUUUAUUGUCUUGUAUACAGAAUUUCCACUAGAAUGUCAUUCUUCCUUUAAAGGAGAUAUAGGAUGCUAGAUGUUAGAGUGACUAUCACUGCAGUACCACACGGUAAGGGAGACUCAUUAUAAAACCAGGAACAUUUCCUACUGCAGGUCAUAACUUAGUGUAAAUGGAUGAUCAGACUUCAGUGCGGACUGGUCACAAGUCCUUAUCUGUCCUAGCCACAGUCUUGUGGACAAAAGUAUCAUCAGACCUAUUCUCCUUAAUGAAAUGACUAGCAAUACUACCAACACAGAGUAGGUCUGCCUAAGCUAUGGUCUUCAAGGUAUCAAAUCACUAGCCUCAACUCUUGAGCAAUAAAAUGGGCAGGUCUUGUUUCCCCCUAACAAAGUCUAAAGCCUAGUCACUGGCCACAUUAUGUCUAGCCCCAGUCACUGGCCAACAGUAUGUCUAAAAUUAGUCACUGGUCAACAGUAAUUCUAGCCCUGGUCACAUGGCCAACAGUAUGUCUAGCCCUUGACACUGACCAACAUCAUGUCUAGCCCUUGUCACUGGCCAACAGUAAGUCUAGCCCUAAUCACUGGCCAACAUUAUGUGUAGCCCUAGUCACUGCCCAACAUCAUGUCUAGCCCUAAUCACUGGCCAACAGUAUGGGUAGCUGUGGACCUGGUCAACAGUAUGUCUAGCCCUUGUCACUGGCCAACAGUAUGUCUAGCCCUUGUGACUGGCCAACAGUAUGGGUAGCCGUGGACCUGGCCAACAGUAUUAGCCCUGGUCACAUGGCCAACAGUAUGUCUAGCCCUUGACACUGACCAACAUCAUGUCUAGCCCUUGUGACUGGCCAACAGUAAGUCUAGCCCUAAUCACUGGCCAACAUUAUGUGUAGCCCUAGUCACUGCCCAACAUCAUGUCUAGCCCUUGUGGCUGGCCAACAGUAUGGGUAGCUGUGGACCUGGUUAACAGUAUGUCUAGCCCUUGUCACUGGCCAACAGUAUGUCUAGCCCUAGUCACUGGCCAAUAUUAUGUCUAGCCCUUGUGACUGGCCAACAGUAUGGGUAGCCGUGGACCUGGCCAACAGUAAUUCUAGCCCUGGUCACAUCGCCAACAGUAUGUCUAGCCCUUGUGACUGGCCAACAGUAUGUCUAGCCCUUGUGACUGGCCAACAGUAUGUCUAGCCCUUGUGACUGGCCAACAGUAUGGGUAGCCGUGGACCUGGCCAGCAGUAUGUCUAGCACUGGUCACUGACCAACACUUUAUCUUGCCCUAGUCACUUACCAACAGUAAGUCUAGCCCUAGUCACUGGCCAACAUAAUUUCUAGCCCUAGUCACUAGCCAACAGUAUGUGUAGCCCUAGUCACUGACCGUAUGUCUAGCACUGGUCACUGGCUAAUACUUUAUCUUGCCCUAGUCACUUACCAACAGUAUGUCUAGCCCUCUCACUGGCCAACAGUAUGUCUAGCCCUAGUCACUGGCCAACAGUUUGUCUAGCCCUAGUCACUGGCCAACAGCAUGUCUUGACUUAGUCUCUGGCCAACAGUAUGUCUAGCCCUUGUCACUGGCCAACAGUAUGUCUAGCUGGUCACCUUGCCAACAGCAUGGCUGACCCUUGUCAUCACACCAACAACUGUGUUGCCUCUGUCAUCUCGCCAAGAGUAUUGCUGGCUAAGACAUCCUGAAGGUCUAGCCCUAAUCACUGGCCAACAUGUGUAGCCCUAGUCACUGUCCAACACUAUGUCUAGCUGGUCACCUUGCCAACAGCAUGGCUGACCCUUGUCAUCACACCAACAAUAGUGUUGCCUCUGUCAUCUUGCCAAGAGUAUUGCUGGCUAAGAUAUCCUGAAAGGAGACUGUUGCAUUUAACAUAUGUUAAAAAAUAGUGUUAUCCUGCGAGAUCCUUUUUUCUAGAAAAGGGUUAUAUUUUAAGGAUCAAAUGUAAAGAAUUAAAUUGAAGGUACUAAUUCACAUUUGGGGUCCAUAAAAUAUUUCAAUGGACAUGUAUUUAUAACUUAACGUGAGCUCUCUCCCCUUUCUGUUAUUAUCUUCUGUGGUAUAAAAGUUGCAAGAUCAGGGUUACAGCAAGAUGUGUAUUAUGAACUUAGCUGUUGAGUAAACUGGUAGUGUUGGCAGCAGCUAGAGUAGGAUAUAAAUAAUAUCGGCCGAAAAACAGUAGACUCUCCUGCACUAGCACAGGAGGAUAAAUUUGUUGACAAUUUUCUGGAAAGUGAUUGGUGGAUAAAAUACUUGACUGUGUUGUUCAGAGCUAUGGAAGCACAAAGUAAUUAUUAUAAACCUGCUAGGAAGUACAAGAAUGACCAUGUUACUUGGCAAGCAGGCAUUUCCAUUUAAACCUGACUUCUCGCACUCCUAUAUCUAUAUUUAGGUAAUCCCCCUCUUGCUGUCAAAUAUUGAUACUUAAAGCUACUCAAGUGGGACCGACCAUAAGUCUCGAUUCCAGUGCUACUCUUAGGAUCAUUGUUCUGAAUCUCUACAUUCUACUUGCAAUUCUCAUUGAUCUUUAAUAUAUUCCAGAUUUUAGUGAGUGGGAACCUGUCUAUAUAGUUCCUCUGGCCUUGAACAGCAUGCCCUUGUCCUAGGUUUUGUUUUAUAUGUAUGUUCAGUAUGACUCCCUAUUCCAACAUGUACUAAGAACAAUGAAAACUUUGACCAAGAUAUGGUAAAGUUGAUAUGUAAAUUUCUGCUUCACAAGAGAAUUUAAUUCAAGAUUAUUGAUUUAUGUUGUAAGACUUUUUUUAUUAUUAUUAUUUACACUAAGAUUUUUGAGAUUUUAUAUUGAUUGAUAUUUAUUUGUAUAUGAUGGGAAGCUGGAUAAAAAGUGAUUAUAAUAGAAUCAAUUGUCAUAGAUAACUAUUCUGUCUAUUCCUACUGAUUGAUUACAGGUGUAACAUAGUUUCUGUGCCAGGUGUAACUUUGUUUCUUAGACAGGUGUAAUAUAGUUUCUGUGACAGGUGUAACAGUUUCCGAGACAGGUGUAACUUUCUGUGACGGGUAUAAUUUGUUUCUGUGACCGAUAUAACUUUGUUCCUGUUACAGGUGUAACUUUGUUUCUGUGACAGGUGCAACAUAGUUUCUGUUACAGGUGUAACUUUGUUUCUGUGACAGGUGUAACCUUGUUUCUGUGACAGGUGUAACUUUGUUUCUGUGACAGGUGUAACUUUGUUUCUGUGACAGGUGCAACAGUUUCUGUGACAGGUGCAACAGUUUCUGUGACAGGUGUAACUUUGUUUCUGUGACAGGUGUAACUUUGUUUCUGUGACAGGUGCAACAUAAUUUCUGUGACAGGUGCAACAUAGUUUCUGUGACAGGUGUAACAUAGUUUCUGUGACAUGUGUUACAUACUUUCUGUGACAGGUGUAAAAUAGUUUCUGUAACAGGUAUAACAUAGUUUCUUUGACAGGUGUAACAUAGUUUCUGUGACAGAUGUAACUUUGUUUCUGUGACAGGUGUAACAUAGUUUCUGUGACAGGUGUAACAUAGUUUCUGUGACAGGUGUAACUUUGUUUCUGUGAAAGGUGUAACAUAGUUUCUGUGACAUGUGUUACAUACUUUCUGUAACAGGUGUAACAUAGUUUCUGUAACAGGUGUAACAUAGUUUCUUUGACAGGUGUAACAUAGUUUCUGUGACAGGUGUAACAUAACUCUGUGACAGGGGUAACAUAAUUUCUGGGACAGGUGUAACAUAGUUUCUGUAACAGGUGUAACAUAGUUUCUGUUACAGGUGUAACUUACAUUCUGUGACAGGUGUAACAUAGUUUCUGUGACAGAUGUAACUUACAUUCUGUGACAGGUGUAACUUUGUUUCUGUGACAGGUGUAACACUUUGUUUCUGUGACAAGUGUAACAUAGUUUCUUUGACAGGUGCAACAUAGUUUCUGUGACAGGUGUAACAUAGUUUCUGUGACAGAUGUAACUUACAUUCUGUGACAGGUGUAACACUUUGUUUCUGUGACAGGUGUAACACUUUGUUUCUGUGACAGGUGUAACAUAGUUUCUUUGACAGGUUAAGUUUUCAUAAAAGUAUCAGAGUAGUAUUCAAAAUAUGGAGAAAGAAUAACUUAAAAUCUUGAUAUAUUUUUUUGAAUUUCGAUGAAUUUGGAGGCCAAAACGACCCAAACACGACCCACACCAUGCUCUUUGGUAUUAACAGAGACAUACCUGACAGCAACUGUAUUGACAAGUCCUGUGAUGACAGCUUCUUUGUUGACAGCCUCGUAUCGACAGGUCCUGUUUAGACAUAUCCUGUGUUUACAGCUCUGGUAUCCAGGGUCCUAUUUUGACAGCUCCAUGAUUCACAGGUCCUGUGUUGACAGUUUAGUAUCAACAGCUAAGGCAUUGUGAACUAAUUGAUGUUACAUCUGUAUUUAAUCACUGAGAAAAUAUUUCCAUGUUCGUUUAUUAUUAUAGAAGGAAUUCCUAUGUUAUGAUAAGCUCAAUAUAUGACUGAUGUGAUGAUAUGUUCUUGCUGGCCAGGGAUGACAUCAAUGGAUUACCCAAGACCAUCAAGUUAUAAAAACUAAUACAUGUACAAAAUCUUUGUCUUUAAAGAUGCACUGGAAGUGUCUCGAUGAAUGCUCAGUCGGUAAUCUGCAUUACAAGAAAUUGAAAAUAUCAUCAUUUUUUAUCAAUAUUUCCUGAUCCUGGGAAGCAAAGACUGCCAGUAACAGUUCAAACCCCGGCCAGCAAACAUAGUUUCAUCUCCUUGAGGUUUUAACUUUCAUUAAUGAUGUUUUUCGUAUUCUGUUUCUCUUCUCUUAGAAUUUCAUUCAUUCAUAUGCUGUUUAUUAUGAGUUACUAUCUCUUUAUAACCUUUUCUUGGUGCAAAUAAUGUUCAAAGUUUGAUUUUGAAGAGCAACAUUGGAAGAGGGGAAAUUGUAUAUAUGAAUAUAAAUUAACAAUAAACAUUAUAAUGAAUAGAUUUUAUAAUAUUUAAUUGAGUGAGGUUGUGGUGAAAUAUGUGUGAAUUUUUUUUGACAAAAACUAUUUGCAUGAUAAAAUCUUGAUUGAUGUUUGCGGUGUUAGUAUAUCUGUCUUUGUAUUUUAGAAACGACUUUUAUGUAUACUUUGCUUUCAGCAUGUAGAUAUUGUGGUUUUUGUUGGUAGAUUUUGUUCUUUAUUUAUAAGUUAUAAAUUCGCUUUAGUUAUUUAUGAUUAUAUAAACACUUUAUUUGAUAGAUGUUGUGUAAACAUCUAAAAAGGACAAACUUGAUGAAUAUAUAUAUAUAUGUAAGAUGAGUAGUUAAGCCUCAUCAGCAAUAACGACAGUAUGGAUGGGUUCGGUAUCUGAACAAAGUAAUGUUCACCGAGUGCAUAUUACUUAACUAUAUAUAAAAAAUGGGUACAUUUAUAUAUAUUCAGUUCAAAGUUUAAUAUGAUCUGAAUAUCUAUAUGCAAACUAAACUUCAACUAAUUAAUUAAUUUCAUCACAUUUUCAUAAUACAUUGUGAUUUAAAUUUUAAAAGCAAAACUUUUUGAAAUGUUUGAUUAUAAACAUACUUAUUUUGGUAAUAAUGAUAUUUUGUCACUUUUUACAACAAUAUGAAAGUACAUAAAGUUAAAUGUUAAAUCAUUAAAGCACUAAUCCAUGAUGCAUGUAACUUGAAAUAGGUUGCAAAUGCAUUGAAACACAAGUGUUCUCUUGUGUUCUAGUAUGUUAAAAGUAUCUAGAUACAAAUUAGGGAGAGUAGUACCUGUAUUCAGCAACGUUGUCCUUUUUUAUUCUAUACUUUGUAUCAAUGUCAAAAUACACUGUAUCAAUGUCAAAAUACACUGUAUCAAUGUCAGUCUAAUAACAAUAUCAAUGUCAGUCUAAUUACAAUAUCAAUGUCAAAAUACACUGUAUCAAUGUCAAAAUACACUAUCAAUGUCAAAAUACACCAUCAAUGUCAGUCUAAUUACACUGUAUCAAUGUCAGUCUAAUAACACUGUAUCAAUGUCAGUCUAAUUACAAUAUCAAUGUCUGUCUAAUUACACUGUAUAAAUAUCGGUCUAAUUACAAUAUCAAUGUCUGUCUUAUUACAUGUAUCAGUCUAAUUACAAUAUCAUUGUCGGUCUAAUUACACUGUAUCAAUGUCAUUCUAAUAACACUGUAUCAUUGUCUGUCUGAUGACACUAUCAAUAUCGGUCUAAUUAAACUGUAUCAAUGUCAGUCUAAUUACAUUGCAUCAAUAUCAGUCUAAUUACACUAUAUCAAUUAAACUGUAUCAAUGUCAUUCUAAUAGCACUGAAUUAUUGUCAGUCUAAUUACACUGUAUCAAUAUCGGUCUAAUUACACUGUAUCAAUGUCAUUCUAAUAACACUGUAUCAUUGUAAUUACACUGUAUCAAUAUCGGUCUAAUUAAACUGUAUCAAUGUCAGUCUAAUUACAUUGCAUCAAUAUCAGUCUAAUUACAUUGUAUCAAUUGUCAGUCUAAUUACAUUGUAUUAAUAUCUGUCUAAUAUUUGUGUAAUUACAUUGUAUCAAUAUCAUAAUUACAUUAUCAAUAUCAGUCUAAUUACAAUGCAUCAAUAUCAGUCUAAUUAUGAUGUAUCAAUAUCAGUCUAAUUACAAUGUAUCAAAAUCAAUAUCAGUCUAAUUACAUUGCAUCAAUAUCAUUCUAAUUACACUGUAUCAGUUGUCAGUCUUAUUACAUUGUUUUAAUAUCGGUCUUAUUACAUUGCAUCAAUAUCAUUCUAAUUACACUGUAUCAAUAUCGGUCUAAUUACACUGUAUAAAUAUCAGUCUAAUUACAAUGUAUCAUGGUCUUUUUAAUUACACUGUAUCAAAGUCAGUCUAAUUGCAUUGUAUCAAUGUCAGUGUAAUUACAUUGCAUCAAUGUCAGUGUAAUUAUAUUGCAUCAAUAUCAGUGUAAUUACAUUAUGCAUCAAUAUCAGUCUAAUUAUAAUAUAUCAAUAUCAGUCUAAUUAUGAUGUAUCAAUAUCAGUCUAAUUACACUGUGUCAAUAUUAGUCUAAUCACAAUGUAUCAAGGUUGGUCUAAUUACACUGUAUCAAUGUUAGUCUAAUUACACUGCAUCAAUGUCGGUCUAAUUACAAUGUAUCAAUAUCAGUCUAAUUACACUGUAUCAAUAUAAGUCUAAUUACACUGUAUCAAGGUUGGUCUAAUUACACUGUAUCAAUGUUAGUCUAAUUACACUGUAUCAAUGUCAGUCUAAUUACACUAUCAUUGUCAGUCUAAUUGCACUAUCAAUGUUAGUCUACUUACACUGUAUCAAUGUCAUUCUAAUAGUGUAUAAAUGUUAGUCUUAUUACACUGUAUCGUUGUCAGUUUUAUUACACUGUUUAUCAAGUUGUGACUAAUUAUUAUGCUGGGUAUCAAUAUCAUUUAAAUAGAAAAUUAGUUGCAUGUUGGUGAUGAUGAUGUCAAUUGUUUCAGGUACAUAGAAUUUUCCAUAUCAUCUUUUGUUAUAUGUCUGGAAUAUCACUUCAUGGCAAUAUGCAUAGAUAUUAAGAAGAGGUAAACGUAUUGUUUAAUUUCUAUAUAUUGUUUCAAGAAUGAUAUGUAUAUAUUUGUUUACAAAUGAAAAGACCAAAUAAUUCAUAAUGCUCAUUUCUUGAUAUGAAGAAAGAUUUGUUUUCUAUUAUUUCUGUUCCAAUGCCUGUAUUUCAUAUAACAGGUUAUAAGAAACCCAUAUUUUCACACAUUAUCAUGAUUAAAAUACAAGUAAUUUUCUAUAGUUAUAUGUACUCUUUGAGUAGGGUGUAGAUAUCUUAACUCCAUUAUUGAACCAUUUGGGACUGUUGCCCUAAAUAGUGUAGUACUAUAUUUUGCAUUAGUUUUAUAAUUUAUGAUAAGUAAUCAUUUUAAUUUCAGUUAUUAUUACCUAGUUGUAAGAAGGUUGGAUGUCAUAUUUUCUUACCUGUUGUACACAUUUCUAUAAGCUUGUGUUGUAUUUACUACAAGAAAUAUUUGUGUUGUAUACAAUAUAAGCUAGUGAGUCAUUUACAACAUGAACUUGUAUGUUUGUACAAUAAGAACUCGCAUUUCACACAAGAUAUGAUGAGAUUGUGUGUCAUACAAGAUAAACUUGUGUGGUUACCACAAUAAGUUUGUGUAGUGAACCCAAUAAGUUUGUCUGGUGUAGGCUUAUAUGAUGCAAUAAGUUUGUCUGGUGUAGGCUUACAUGAUGCAAUAAGUUUGUCUGGUGAACACAGUACUUGGUAUGGUGAUGUAAACCUCACAAUGUAAGUUUUUGUAAUCUGACACACAGUAUAAUACACUUGUGUGCCUUAACUAUAUAUAAUAUUAUAUGCGUGUACAUUCUAGUCUUUCCAGACAGGUGUAACUUGUUCCAUAUGUGCCAAAAUCAGUUGUACAUAAUUUUUACCCGAGUUUGGCAGUUUGAUUUGCGUGCAAUACUAUGGUAACUGUACCACAGUGUUCCUAUUAACUGUUUGAGCGUUGUGAGUUUACCCAUUUUAUUUAGCAUGCAGAUGAAUGAAAAGUUGUAAGCAAGAACAAAAUAGUGUGCAUUUAUUUCUAUUUUUUGUUUUAUAUAUUCAAUGUCUUCAUUUGUAAUUUACCAGCUCUUCAUUAAAAUUUCUUUUUGUGAAA
This is a messenger RNA of Mizuhopecten yessoensis (Yesso scallop), 10289 nucleotides long. RefSeq names its product zinc finger CCHC domain-containing protein 24-like. NCBI's taxonomy places the organism in Eukaryota, Metazoa, Mollusca, Bivalvia, Pectinida, Pectinidae. Gene Ontology annotation, molecular function: nucleic acid binding; zinc ion binding. The record is from RefSeq and is a predicted model, not a curated record. The coding region runs from base 49 to 774 and encodes 241 amino acids. The transcript is spliced from 9 exons.